This is a messenger RNA of Hirundo rustica (Barn swallow), 2372 nucleotides long. It is a transcript of the gene ARSG, whose product is annotated as arylsulfatase G. The transcript is spliced from 11 exons. The record is from RefSeq and is a predicted model, not a curated record. NCBI's taxonomy places the organism in Eukaryota, Metazoa, Chordata, Aves, Passeriformes, Hirundinidae. Gene Ontology annotation, molecular function: arylsulfatase activity. The coding region runs from base 531 to 2150 and encodes 539 amino acids.
UUGCGCAGGGGCUGCUGUAACGAGGUGAAGGACGCACUGACAGAGCCCCAGCAGUUUUUCCUCCACCCAGAGGCCGAGGGGCUCAGCCUGCAGGGAAGGAGCCAUUUUUGGACACAAACAUCCCGGUGGCUGCGGUGAGGGGAGAGGAGCUGCUGCCGCCGCGGAUCGAACCCGCUCCUGCGGGGGAAAAUACCGCUUCGGUUUGGUGUCUAAUUAGAUAUUUACCAGGAAGGAAGGAAAGAUAUAAAUAGGGUGACAGUGACUUCAAAGGGUGUUUUUUGACUUCUAAGAAUAACACCUUCGCUGGCGCCGAUUUCGGGAAUAUCGGCCGUGCCUGGGUGUGAAAGACGGAGGAGGUGUCGCAGCUCGGUCGGCAGCCAAGGGAGCAAACCCAGACCCCAGCCCCCGUCCGGCCCCACGGGAGCAGCUGAGGAAGGGACAGAGCCCGUGCAGGGCUCGGCUGCAGCCACAGGAGGGGUUUGGGGAGACGGCCGGUGCCGCGACGCGCGCAGGAGGGGACGCGUGGCACCAUGGGGACCCCAUCCCUGUCCCCGUGGGCGGUGCUGGUGCUCGCCCUGGUGCUGCUGGGGCUCUGGGCUCCCCGUGUGCUGAGCAGGCAGCCCAACUUCAUCGUCAUCCUGGCCGAUGAUGUGGGCUGGGGGGAUCUGGGCGCCAACUGGGCGGAGACGAAGGAGACCCCGCAUUUGGAUCGGUUGGCUGCCGAAGGAACAAGGUUCGUGGAUUUCCACUCGGCUGCGUCCACGUGCUCCCCGUCCCGCGCCUCGCUGCUCACGGGGCGCCUGGGGCUGCGCAACGGCGUCACCCACAACUUCGCCAUCGCCUCCCUCGGGGGCCUCCCCCUCAACGAGACCACCCUGGCCGAGGUCCUGAGGGAGGCUGGGUACAGCACAGGAGCUAUAGGCAAGUGGCACCUGGGACACCACGGCCGCCAUCACCCCAACUCCCGCGGCUUCGACUUCUACUUUGGGAUCCCCUACAGCCACGACAUGGGCUGCACGGACAGCCCCGGCUACAACGUGCCGCCCUGCCCGCCCUGCCCGCGGCACGGCGCCGCUGCCAGGGUGGCGAGGAAGGACUGCUACACAGAUGUCGCCCUGCCUCUCUUGGAGAACGUCACCAUCGUGCAGCAGCCCGUGGAGCUGGGCAGCCUGGCCAGGCGCUACGCGGAGGAGGCGGCGCGGUUCAUCCGGAGAGCCAGCGACAGCGGACGUCCCUUCUUCCUCUACCUGGCCCUGGCCCACAUGCACGUCCCGCUGAGCCCCCCACUGCCCCCCGCUGCGGGCAGGGGCGUCUACGGAGCGUCCCUGAGCGAGAUGGAUGCGCUGGUGGGACGGGUGAAGGAGGUCGCUGACAGCCUCGGCAGGGGCAGCACGCUCCUGUGGUUCACAGGUGACAAUGGCCCCUGGGCACAGAAGUGUGAGCUGGCAGGACGCCUGGGGCCAUUCGUGGGUGCCUGGCAGAGGCAGCGAGGUGGGAGCUCAGCGAAGCAAACAACCUGGGAAGGAGGGCACAGGGUGCCAGCCCUGGCGUACUGGCCCGGCCGUGUCCCUGCCGGGAGGACGAGCCACGCUCUGCUCAGCGUCCUGGACAUCUUUCCCACGCUGGUGGCCCUGGCUGGGGCAGCGCUGCCCCCAAGCAGGCGCUUCGAUGGCUUGGACGUGUCCCCAGUUCUCUUUGGCUGGUCGGAUGUGGGGCACAAGGUUCUGCUCCAUCCCAACAGCGGCGCAGCCGGGAAGAUCGGCGAGAUCGAGGCGCUGCGGCUGGCCCAGUACAAGGCGUUUUACACCACAGGAGGAGCCAUGGCCUGUGAUGGCAGCACCGGGCCAGAGGAGCGGCACCAACCACCCCUCAUCUUCAACCUGGACCGUGACGUGCAGGAGCAGGAGCCUCUGGAUGUGGCAUCCAGGGAGUACCAGGCAGUGCUGCCUGCCAUCAGCAGGGCUUACGCCCAAGCUCUGCAGGACAUUGCAGCAGACAAUGUCUCGGCUGCAGAUUAUUCCCAGGAUCCAGCUGCAAUUCCCUGCUGCAACGCGCGGCACGUGGGCUGCCGGUGCCACGGGGCUGGCGGAGGUUUGGGAUCCUCGUGGCAUCCCCACGUGGAAAAGAGAACACCAUGGCUUUGUCUUUAAGCAAAUAAUUGCUCAGGCUGCUCCCUUCCCAAGUGUGGGGUCUGUGAACUCCUGGAGGUGGCCAUGGAGAGGGAUGGAGGCUGUGGUUCCCUUUUGGGUGAGUUGGGUGUGGGACUGGGGCAGCACACAGAGGGUCCCCUUUGGACCCUGGGCAUGUGGAAGGCUUUUUUUAGGGCUCUUUAUCUGGGAAAGAGACAGCUCUUGGAUUAAAACUACCUUCUG